Messenger RNA from Thamnophis elegans (Western terrestrial garter snake), 670 nucleotides. RefSeq names its product adenine nucleotide translocase lysine methyltransferase (gene ANTKMT). Gene Ontology annotation, cellular component: mitochondrion. Gene Ontology annotation, molecular function: protein-lysine N-methyltransferase activity. Lineage: Eukaryota; Metazoa; Chordata; Lepidosauria; Squamata; Natricidae. Gene Ontology annotation, biological process: positive regulation of proton-transporting ATP synthase activity, rotational mechanism; regulation of mitochondrial ATP synthesis coupled proton transport; peptidyl-lysine trimethylation. The record is from RefSeq and is a predicted model, not a curated record.
GAUGGAUCCAGAAGAUGCUGAACAGGUGGCUGCUGAAUUACAAGGCAAGAAAAUGGAUGGCUGGGGUUUGCAAAUUGCAGCCGGCACUGGCUUGACGGUUUAUGUCGUGUGGGCAGGAAUUCUUAUGCCCGGUUUCCGCAAAGUGCCCUUAAAACUGCAGGUCCCCUACAUCCCAGCAAGUGCUAAACAAAUCGAGAACGUGAUGCAGUCUCAAGGACGUUCUGGGAAGAUCGUAGAUCUGGGCUCGGGAGAUGGCAGAAUUGUUCUGGAAGCUUACAAGCAAGGCUUCAGGCCAUCUGUUGGCUAUGAACUCAAUCCAUGGCUGUUGCGACUUCCCAGCUAUCGUGCGUGGAAAGCUGGGUGUUACGGAAAGUUUCCUUACUACAGAGAACACCUUUGGAAGGUGAACUUAUCCGAUUGUCAGAAUGUAACUGUGUUCCUGGCACCAAGUGUGCUGAUGCUUCUGGAGAAAAAGCUACUGACAGAACUUCCAGAAGGAGCUCGAGUGGUGGCUGGACGGUUUCCUCUCCCCAACUGGACCCACACUGACACAGCUGGGGAAGGUGUGAACCAAGCCUGGGCAUACGACGUCCAGAUGGUCCGGCAACUGAAGAGGGAUGAGCCAGAAGGGAGCCCAGUGUGAGAAGAGGUCACCUUGGACAUGCCAAUU